GCAAAUGAAGACCAGAAUUGCUAUACGUUUGAUAUGCGUAAAAUGGAUUGCGCAUUAAAUGUGCUUAGGGGACACGUCUCAGCGGUAUUAGAUUUGGAUUAUUCACCAACAGGUGAAGAGAUAGUUACAGGCGCAUAUGAUAGAACUCUCCGUAUUUUUCAUGCGCGUCAAGGACAUAGUCGUGAUAUAUAUCAUACAAAACGGAUGCAACGAAUUUUCUGUGUGAAGUUUAGUAUGGAUUCAAAAUAUGUGCUUUCAGGUUCAGAUGACGGGAAUAAAGACUAUAGAGAGCGUGCGCACUUAGAAUAUGCUGAAAAACUCAAAGAUCGAUAUAAAAAUUUACCUGAAAUUAAAAGAAUAUUAAGACACCGGCAUAUACCAAAAGCAAUUAAAACUGCUCAAAAUACAAAACGAAUUAUGUUACAAUCUCAACGUCGGAAAGAAGAGAAUUUGCGCAAGCAUUCUAAAAAAGAUUCUAUACCAUAUAAAGCGGAAAGGAAGAAAAAUAUUAUCGGUGUUGCAAAAUAA
This is a messenger RNA of Scutellospora calospora, 528 nucleotides long. NCBI's taxonomy places the organism in Eukaryota, Fungi, Glomeromycota, Glomeromycetes, Diversisporales, Gigasporaceae. The record is from the annotation of a GenBank genome assembly.